This is a messenger RNA of Fragaria vesca subsp. vesca, 2244 nucleotides long. RefSeq lists its product as uncharacterized. Gene Ontology annotation, molecular function: RNA binding. NCBI's taxonomy places the organism in Eukaryota, Viridiplantae, Streptophyta, Magnoliopsida, Rosales, Rosaceae. Gene Ontology annotation, cellular component: nucleus; ribonucleoprotein complex. Gene Ontology annotation, biological process: RNA processing. The record is from RefSeq and is a predicted model, not a curated record. The coding region runs from base 1 to 1671 and encodes 556 amino acids. The transcript has 6 exons.
AUGGCCACGGCUGCCGAUUCCUCUUCCGCCAAUCACCACUCUCCUAGGCCUGAUUUCGACGGCGGCGGCGUCAAUAGACGAACCACUCCCUGGGCCAAGGUCGUACGAGGGGAUUCGGAGUCGUCUUCUUCGAUAACACCCAAUCAUCAAUCUCCACCGUCGCCGCCGCCGCCUUCGACCUCUGUGCCGGAGCAAAACCCCUCUUCUGCGACGGCGGCAACGGCUCGUUCUUCGCCUUCUCCGCCGCCGCCAGCGGAUGCUUCCUCAGCUGCUGCUGCUGCUGAGAGCGCCGAUGGACAAAACGGCAAUGCGGCUCGGGGAAAGAAGCCAGCUUGGAACAAGCCCUCCAAGGACGCCGUUGAGGUUGGUCCGGUAAUGGGUGCGGUGGCUUGGCCUGCUUUGUCUGAGUCGGCUAGGGCUUCACCUAAAUUGCCAGCUGAUUCGUCUUCCAAGACUGUCACUGAUGUCUCAGUCCCACCACCUGUAUCUCCGGGACCUGUUAUAACACCUUCACCCAACUCCAAAAAGCUCCAUGGUAAUCAUGCAAACACUAACCCAACAUCAACUCAUGCAAUGCCAGCUCGACAAAGACCAACAAAACGUGGCGGCGGGAGCAGCACGGGGGGUGCAAAUGCACAGGCACAUCCACACAGUGGUUUUGCACACCCUCCCCUACCGCCACCACCGCCACCAUUCCCUGUUUUCCCUCUACCAAAUGGCUAUGGUACUUUGGUGCCUGCCAUGCCUGAUCCUUCUCCAAGAGACCCCUCUUUUCGUGGCAGCAAUUGGGACGCUAGACCGAUUGGUAUUGGGCAUCAAACACACCAAGUAAAUGAUCCCAGGAAUUCUUCGCGCAGGGGAAAUUUUGGUUCCCACACGCGUGGAGAUGGUCCUUUCCACAACAAUUAUGGGAGCAAGCGUGAUCAACAAGAUCGUGGAAAUUUUAUGAAUGGCAGAGAUGUCCAGAUGCAUCAGCUGCAGAGACCUCCUCCAAGGGGCCUUGUAAGACCGGUACCACCAAGUAGUGCUGCAUUUACCCCUCAGCCGGUAAGACCAUUUGCCAACCCCAUGGGUUUUCCAGAGUUUGUUUACAUCCCUACAUUGCCUUUGGAUCCAAUCAGGAUGCCAUUCAUUCCCCAUGCACCACAUCCUGCAAUGUUUAUGCCUGUUGCAGAAUCCCCUAUGCCUUCUCUUCCUUCAUUGAUAGUCAACCAAAUAGAUUAUUACUUCAGUGACACUAACCUGAUAAGAGAUGAAUAUUUGCGGUCAAACAUGGAUGCUCAAGGAUGGGUUCCUAUAUCUCUAAUAGCAAACUUUCCUCGAGUUAAGAGUCUGACAACUAAUGUCCAGUUGAUAAUGGAUUCCUUGAGAGCUUCAAGUAUUGUUGAAGUACAGGAUGACAAGGUUAGGAGGCGUAACGAUUGGACAAAAUGGAUAUCAACUAGUGGUCGGCUUGCAUCCGAAUCAGGCUCAUCGUCCGGUGACGUACAAAGUUCUGACAUGCUUUCAACUUCUUUUCAAAAGAUGACAGUUGAUGAUGCGUCUACGAGCCAAAGUAGUAUGGCAGGUAACCCAGAUGUGAACUCUAAGGCUACUCCACAGAACUUUUCAACUGAGUCAGCUGGAGUGUCACAGCUCCCCAACGGGGAUGUCACUCAAAACAAUAGUUGAAGUUGAAAUACAUCAAUAUGUACCACCAAUACAUUCAAGCAAAAUCCAGGCGAAAAAGUGCUCUUCUGAUCUUGGAAGGGUUCGUUAAUCAAACGAAGAGGAAGGUUGCUAUAGUGAAAGCCCGCAAUCACCAUUUCUUUAUAUUCUGUUACUUUGCCUAGUUUUGGCAUGUUUUUGAGGCUAGUACAGAAACAAAUAAGAAAUAAUCAUAAAUUAUUCUUCAUGCACGAAGAGGGGAAGAUUGACAUGGAGCAGAAAACAGGCAGAAUUUUGAGGUUAUUGGGUUGUAUAGUUUGGAUUUGGUGUGAAUGUUUGUGGUUGCUUCUAUUUUUUGGGGUGCAUUUUGAUGGCAUAUGUAGGCAAAAAUGGAUCAGAGCUUCGAACGAGAUGUUCUUUUCAGGGUAUUAAGGUUUGGGAAAGUAAGCUUUUGGGUAUGCAGCGCAGUUCUGGUGGAGGUGAUGAUUGAAACUGAAGUGCACUGCACUUAUGUUUGUUUGCCGAAGUUGGUCGGACCAUGCUUGAAAUUUGGCAAUUUUGUACUCAUAAAUUUUAUUAAUGUUUCUUUUAUAGUUU